CGAUAACCAAACUACAAACAGCUGAUCACUUCUGCACGUGUGUUUCCUAUAUUUUAGUGUUUACGUUUUAAAAGAAAUAAUCUUUAAUAAUGGGCAAACACAAGAAAACUCAAAAAGUGAAGAAGCAGCGAAAUGCCCAGCUGAAACGUUUGAUGAAACCAACAGACACCAGGCUGAAGGAAAAAAACCGGGUGAUAAAGGAAAAGAAGAAGGAUCCGCACCAGAUGAAGGUGCACGAGGCAACCCAGCAAAGCUCCGCUCUCUUCUUCCAGUACAACACCCAGCUGGGUCCUCCCUAUCACAUCGUCCUCGACACGAACUUUAUUAAUUUCAGCAUCAAAAACAAACUAGAUAUUGUGCAGGGAAUGAUGGACUGCUUGUACGCAAAGUGCAUACCAUACAUUUCAGACUGUGUACGCGCUGAGCUGGAGAAACUUGGAAACAAAUACAAGCUGGCCCUGCGCAUAAUUUCCGAUCCUCGGUUCGAGCGGCUUCCAUGCCUGCACAAGGGUACCUAUGCAGAUGACUGCUUGGUGGAGAGGGUGCGCCAACACAAGUGCUACAUUGUGGCCACCAACGACAAGGAUCUGAAGAACCGCAUUCGGAAGAUCCCGGGAGUGCCUAUUAUGUACGUUGCGGCGCACAAAUACGCCAUUGAAAGGAUGCCAGAAGCCUACGGCGUAAAGGCGUAGAUAAUAGUUUAUAUAAUUUUUUAGACUACUGUUUUAAAUAUAUCAAUAUUUUAAGAAAAUACUGGUCUUUUCAAUCAUGCCUUAA
Drosophila bipectinata is the source of this 777-nucleotide messenger RNA. It is a transcript of the gene Bka, whose product is annotated as FCF1 rRNA-processing protein Bka. The record is from RefSeq and is a predicted model, not a curated record. Gene Ontology annotation, cellular component: nucleolus; small-subunit processome. NCBI's taxonomy places the organism in Eukaryota, Metazoa, Arthropoda, Insecta, Diptera, Drosophilidae.